UGCAUUUUUUUUCCCAUCAAAUUCCUCAAAAAAGAAAAAUUAAACCCUCCACACUAAAAAAGAAGAACUGCUCAAUUUAUUCACUCUCUUAACUUGUCUUCACACCCAUGAUAUAUGCAUCAAAAAGUGUAGCCACCCUAACCCCAAAACGUUCCUUUUUUAACUCCUUGCAACACACAAGUGUAAAAUUGUCCACUACCCUUUAAAGGUUGGUUUCUCUGCAUUUAGCCCACUUGAAUUCCGGCGCCGAAUGUUCGAUAGCUGCCAAGUUUAACCGACAUAUUUGUCGUGUUUCGAUGGUUUUUAUGAACCAAAGGAGCCUAGCAUAGAGAUGGAAUCAAUGGAGAAUGUUAGAAUGCAAAGAGAGAAAGAUCAGAAGUUCGAAUUGCCGUCCGGCUUUCGAUUUCAUCCCACCGAUGUAGAGCUCAUAAAUUACUACCUUGUUAAGAAGGUUCUUGAUGAUAAGCACUUCUGUUCUAUAGCAAUUGCUGAUGCUGAUAUGAACAAGUCUGAGCCAUGGGAUUUACCCGGUUUAGCGAAAAUGGGCGAAACAGAAUGGUAUUUUUUUAGUAUGAAGGAUAGAAAAUACCCAACUGGCCAAAGGACUAAUAGGGCGACCGAGGCCGGAUAUUGGAAGGCCACAGGCAAAGACAAGGAGAUAUCAAAGGAGAAUUCAAAGAUUGGGAUGAAGAAGACCCUUGUUUUCUACAAAGGAAGAGCUCCAAGAGGUGAAAAGACUAAUUGGGUCAUGCAUGAAUAUAGAUUGGAAGGGAACAAAUCUGUUUAUAAUCUGUCACAACCUGAAAGAGGUGAAUGGGUUAUAUGCAGAGUAUUUGAGAAGGGCAAUAAUGGAAAAAGACUGAAUAUUGCAAAGUUGGAGAGGCUCAACUCUUCGGGAAAGGAACCAUUACCAUUGCCAAAACCUACUCCUUUGAUGCCUCCAUUGAUGGAUUCUUCAUCAUCGAGAACCACCCCCGGCGAGUUAUCUCAGGCGACGUGCUACUCCUCGGAUCCAAAUCAAGCCGAUGUCCAGAACAAUUUGCAUGAUGACAUAGUUGAAAGCAGGGAAACUCCUAUCUUGAACUUUUCCCCUGCUUCCAUCAAUGAAGAAUUAAUUCAGAUUCCAAACCAAAUUGAGAAUCCGGAUUAUUAUACUCUGCCUCAAGAAAACAACGGAUCAAUUGCAAGGCAGAAUCAGAAAUCAGAGUUUGAUGCUGAUAUAUCAUCUUUGAUUUACAACAAUGACAUGUUUUACAGGUUCUUUGGGAACCAAGAACAUUCAUCUUCAGCUUCCGCAGACAUUUGCAACCUAUGGAAUUACUAGAUAAGGUUGAAGGAUAUUAAAUAAUAUUAUUACUCUCUCUUUUUUUAAGACAAAUUAAAGUAAACAUGUCAUUUAUAUCAUACCUUUAAAUUCUGAAUUGAUUACCUGCAAAUGCAUGAAC
Messenger RNA from Arachis duranensis, 1445 nucleotides. Its product is annotated as NAC domain-containing protein 92. Lineage: Eukaryota; Viridiplantae; Streptophyta; Magnoliopsida; Fabales; Fabaceae. Bases 332 to 1324 code for a protein of 330 amino acids. The record is from RefSeq and is a predicted model, not a curated record. Gene Ontology annotation, biological process: regulation of DNA-templated transcription. Gene Ontology annotation, molecular function: DNA binding. The transcript is spliced from 3 exons.